CCAUUAGGGUAAUACUAUACUACCUACGGGUAUUGUUACGGCGUACUAGAUGUACCCUUAUUAAGGAAGCCUUCUUCGCUAAACAACCGAUGUUACCGGUACGCCGAGGAAGAGACGGCUGAUGCUCUCACUAACAUAUAGUUCGCAUUGGGUGACUGUUUUUGGACUGCAAACACUUGAAGCAGUGCCUAGUGCGUAGUUACUUGCGCACACCUUAGUCUCAAAACGGCGAUAGCCUCCGCCUAAUCGGCUUAAAAGUUAGACAACCAACGGGGUUACAACGUCUAACAAUACGCUUUGUGGAAUGCCGGAGAGCAGGAGCGAGCUAGAUAAGAUGGGAUACUUUCUAUUAUAGGGUUGCUUCCCUUGACAAAGCAACAAAUUUGACCGACAGAAUCAGUGCAGACGACGUUUCGCCAUGAUGCCUACAGCGAGUCUUCGUCAGGUUAUUAUAUGCCUCAUGAUGGCGGGCUGGCUGUCAUACGGGCCGCUGGCGACAGCUGCCGACGGCAUCCAAGUCCUAUUUCAGCCUUUGAGCAGCGCCAGUACACUAGAUGAUGUGGCUGUGCCCAACGACGGCUACACGGAUAGGAAUGCGCCUCAGCGCGUCGACUACCGGGACAGGAAUCGCACCACGGCAGACCUUGGACUGCUUGGAGCUUCAACAGGAAUGUGUUCAUACGGAGGUGACUGCGACUUUUGUGCGUAUAGGAACGCAAACCCCUGUCAGGUCUUGGACCGAUAUGGGGCCAACACCACGCUCUGCCAGCUGCCAGGAUUCCUGGGAGGCAGCAUCUCGGAAGAUACGCUCUGUGCCAUGGGAGCCAACGCCGACAUCGUUGUCUCACACAACGAACUCGGCAGCACAAGCAGCAGCAGCAGUGCAUCCGGGUCCAGCGUGACUGCUGCUACGCUGACCGCCUUUCGCACCCGGGACGGCCUGAUGAUGAUUACCGUGACAACCCGCUGUGGCUGGCUGCUGGUGCCCUCCCCCGUCUCAGCAGCAGCAGCCACUGCCUCGUCCUCCGCUUGGAACUCGGCAGGCAGCAACAGCAGUAACAGCAACACCUCACAGCAGCAGCUCAUUUUGCUCGAGGGAAAUGCCACGUACAACGGCAUGGCAUUUCAAUUUGUCGUGCCCUUGCAACAACAAAGCGCAACGGCUGUUUCAGCUGCAGCAGCAGAAGUUACUGAGGAGCGCUACAGCUGUUUCACCGCGGCGUUGCCUCUGCAAGGCCUCACCAGCAGUUGUCAGGCAUUGGAGCUGGGUUUGAACCUGCGACUUGCGCUACGGCACGUGGCACUCGGGGUGAUCGAGGACACCACCACCACAACAACAACAACAACAGCAGCAGGAUCAGCCGAGGAGGGCGCAUAUGAGUACUACGAUGAUGCGGAUGUGGUGUGUGAGACGUCCGGGAGUGUGCAUGAGGCGCAGGUGCAGCUCACUAUGAAGCCUCCCCAGGUCCGACAACGGCUCGAGGCGGUGGUGGCGGCGGCGACGGAGGCGGUCGAGGACUCCCUGCAGUGGCAGGUGCUGGAGCAGCAGCAGGAGCAGGAGCAGGAGCUGCAACAGCUCUUCAGCUACGGAGUUGGCGCAGCCGCCACCUUUGCUGCCACGCUAGACCCCAGGACCUCGGAGUCCUCUGGGUGGCUGCAGUCCCUGUCCAGUCAGUCUCCGCUGGUCUCCACCACCACCACCCGCCAGAGCCUCUCCUUCCUGGUCGGCAGGGUGCAACAAACCACCACCUCCCCUUCCUCAUCAUCAUCGUCGGGUGUGGUGCCGCUGCUGCCUGCAAGCCUCGACCUGCACAAUUGCGGGCGGCAGGCGGUGGAUGCGGUGGCGGCAGCGGUGGUUGCGGCGCUCGCAUCCCAGGGCGUCACAGACAAGCACGUGGCUGACGUGGUCUGCCUCCAGUCGCCCUACUCUACUGUGCCGGCCACAGAGUUGCCGCCCUGUGCAAGCCUGACCUCACUCCUCUUCAACGUAUCUCUGGACAUGCCACUCGGCCUUGCCAUCUCCUCCACCGGCUCCUACUCCUCAACCACCACCACCCCUACCUCCAAUCCAUCAACCGUUUCGUACGGCACCACCAGCAGCAGUACGAACAGCGGUAACGGGACGGAUCCUGCGAAUCUUACAGUCCUGGCCGAUGCCCUGGUGCUUGCCUCCUUUGCUGCUCCGUGGACUUGCGUUUCAACGGAGAGUCAGAUGCAGAUGGAGUUGGAGGUCCACAUCAGCAUGCAACUGCCCAAGGCACCGGGAGUGGAGGAAACCGACCUCCUCGCCGCAGGCAACAAUCUGCUGCCGCCGCCACCGCUGGGCACCUCGGUCGUGCUGCGCCCCCCACCGCCUGUUGCAGCACCUACCGACAAGCAAGGCAGCAUCACCUCACAGCCGCCGCCGCCAACACCCGCCGCCGCCGUCGUCGCUGCUCCUGCUGCUUCCGCCUCCAGCGCUUUACCUGCGAGCUUGGUCAUAGCUGUCGUAUUGGCGUCCGUACUCGCAGCCCUGGUUGCGGUUGCGGCUUACUAUGCCGUACGAAGUGCCGUACGAGCUAAGGCGGCGGAAAAACUCGUUUCAGCGCUGAUGACAGGGGGUGCAUUGGCUGGAGCAGGUGCUGCAGGACAUGCAGCCGCAGCGACGGCAGCGGCAGGAGGAGUAUCCGCACGUGGGAAGGGCAUGUCGGCGUUCGGGUUUGGUUUUGGAUCUGUGUUUUCUUCCCCACAUUCGACUGUCGAUGGCAGCCCCAAUGAGGAGAGCAACAACAACGCCAAUGACAGCCAGCAGCAGACAAAACGUGCCGACGUGCAGGAGGGUGCCCAGCUCUGGGCCUCUACAGGUGCAGCCGGUCUCAGCAACGACACUGCCUGGUCCACUGCAACCGCUGGUGCUGCCACACCGCUGCCCGCUGCGGGAGUUGCGGGGGCCACGGCAACUGUCACUGUUGUCCCCAACAGCAACAGGUUUGCCAACAGUAACGGCUCCUUCCUGCUUCGGUCGCAUCCUGCAGCCCUAGACACGCCUGCACAACCGGAACCCAACCCGCAGCCGCAGCAGCCCCAGGUUCCCGGUUCGACCCCCCGCAUCGACAUUGUUAACAGGAGCAACACCGCAGCCACCAACAGCACCUGCAGCAGCGAAGCCUCAUCGCCCAUCUGUAUAACACCCAACUCGGAACGGCGCGCACACCUGGCGAUGACCCACAUGCCUCCCGACGUCCCCGCCGCAUCCUCGCCCAUCUUGGGUUCUUCCCCAGCCUCGACCCAACCUGCCUCCUCUUUCAUUUCCACAGAUCUGCAUACCGCUGACGCUGCUGCGGGGCCCACCUCCUGCAUAAGCUCCUCCCUGCAGCCGCCGCCGCCCAGCCUUUCUUCCAGCACCACCACCAGAAGUGAGUGGCCGCCCAGUCCUUCCCCCAUCUGCGCCAUGCAGCUGGAUGACGGUACCUCAGAGGCAGGGGGCACUGAAACGACCCUUGGGUCACUCAGCGCCACCUCGCAAUGGAGCCUCAGGAGCUCCAGACGCAGCAGCGGCUCGCGCGCGUAUGCAGCAGGCGGGAUGCUGGCGCGGAGUUUCGGGCUGGCGGGCAGGAAUGCUGCAGGCAGCGCAGGAGGCGGAGGCGGUGCGGCAGGGGCUGGACCCAGCGCUGCCGCAACUGCUGUUGCGCCGCAUGAGGCCGCAACGUUUUGGAAUAACGCGUUGUUUGACGCGGUAUUGUCCGGACCUCGGGGUAAGAAGCAGACGGGCGAGAGCAGCAGUGUGGGCGGUGGUAUCAGCAACAGCAGCGGGAUCACGAGCAUAGCGGGAGAUACGGUUGCGGGUGGGAGAAGCAGGGGCAGCAGCACCAGCGGUGUGCAGCAAGUGGUGGAGGUGGGCAGCAGCAGCAGCUGUAAUGUAGAAGAUGCGGCUUUGGGGGCUGCGGCGGGUAGCAGCGGGGCAAUAGCAGCGGCUGCGGCAGCAGCAGCACUUCCAGCUUCAGGCAGGGUGAGAUCGGCGGGGGGUGGUCACGAAAGGCCGGUGACGAUGUUGCGCUUUCCCUUCAAGCGACGCUCGCCGCAACAAGAGCUGCAGCAGCCUUAUGCUGCUCCUGUAAUGACCCAUGGGUCGGAAGUUCCCGUCCCGCCGCCACCACCCAUGGCGUGUGCAGAUACCACCUCCACGAACUCAGCAGCCGCAGCAGCAGCCCAACUCAGCGCAACUGCCGCCGCCGAGGCCGCCGUUAUCCCCACCACCCUCCCCACCGCUGCCGCCGCCAUUUCCACUACUGCCGAGGGUUCCCUUGCAUGGCGUUCGGCAGUCGCUGUCGCUCCCCUGGCAGCUCACACGGCGGCCUUCCACUCAACCACAGCGGUGUCAACAGAAUCCAGCCCAGCUUCUCCCAGACCCUUGGAACCAGCUGUGGAUAGCGCGCCUUCCUCCUCCUCCCGCAGCCUGUUGUUACAUCGAACCUGGUCUCUACGUGAGCAGCAUCAACAGGCACUAGCCAGGACCUCAGCAACCUCCAGCAGGGCUCUGAGUGGCAGGACGCUGCAGCAGUCCCAGUCCAUGCAGCAGGGAAGACCCAGUGCCCCUGGCUCCGCAUCAGCAAGUGUGAUGUCAUGUCUUGCUGCUAGCAGCAGCAGUAGCACCGGUGGUGACAGUGCAACGGUCCACGCCGGGCCGACUGACCCAUGGGUCGUUCUGCAGCAGCAGCUGCCCGGCGUGCAGCCCUUCCGAGCCAGCAGCAGCAGCGGGUUUGCGGAAACAAUCACGAGGGCUUGGCAUGCCGUGCAGCUGGAUUUGGAGGCGGCUGUUGGGUCUGAGAGCGGGGGUGCGGAAGGAGUCGGGCUUGCCAGUGUGAGUCCGAGCGGGGUGUCUCUGGGCGUUGCACUCAGCGGUGGUUCUGGUGGCUUGCAGCCGGCAGCGUUUGGAGGUCGUUGCUCCUCAGCUCGGCCGAGAGUGGCGCCGGUCGCACCGCUUCUCGGGGACGGUUCUGAGGAAGAAGGGGAGGAGGGCAAGUAGGAGGUGGUGAGGGGCUGUGGGAGGGAGGCGGGCUGCGUGGCAGUGGCCGUGUCCGGAUCGGAAGUGGCGACAUACGAAGGUGUGGCGUCAUGUGGAAUGAGGUUGGUGGUGGGUUGUGGAAAGGGUCCGUUGGAAGAAGAGGUCCGUUGGUUCUUGGCCUGUUGUUUCCAUGGAAGUUGUUUCCAUGGGAAGACGGGAUGGGAUGGAGUUGGACAGAAGUGGUAGGGGGUUGUUUGUUUGCGCACGCAGAGGUUGCGUGUUUGUUCUUCACUGCCAUCCACUGCUCCCAUCGACUCGCCGCGAAGGGGAUCUCUUACGUAUGCGCACCGGGUGUUAUCAUCGCUGUGUGUUAAAAACGCGCGAGUUGUUAUACUGCAAUCAGAACUUGAUGGCUUUCGUGACAAAGAAACCGAGCAAGACGGUGAUUACAAGCCGAUGGUAAUUACCCGUUACACCGUAAGCAAUGAAUCCUGUUGCCAGCUAGCCGCAAGGUCCGCCUCCCAAUUAGGCUUCCAUAGCAUGUGAGGUGUGCGGCUACUAAGUGCCCCGACGCUUUAUUAAUGCCGGUGCCGGAAUUUGGUAUCUGUACGUCUCCGCUUUGACACUUUGUCUUGACGCCGGUUGAAGGUUCCAAUGCGAAAAGUUCUCUCGGACCACUCUCUUUCUUUCUAUCUUUUGGCGGCGUUUGCCGCUGUUCACCGUGCAAGGCUGAUAUCACCGCAUAGGUCGUGAUGACUGGUUGGUUGAUGGGUCACUUACUCGGUGUGUCGUUGACUGACGCCAAUGGCGCUUGUGCACUUUGUAUUUGGCUUGCGAGGCGUCGUGACCUGGGAGAAAUAGUCUGGAGGUCACAGAUCAAUUAAACUCCGACAACUCACGUCCGCGUAGUUUGCGGUGUCUCGUAGCUGUUGCAUGCCUAUUCAUGAUUGCGCCGACUUGGACUGUCCGCUAUUUUGCGCAGUAUUGACACCGUGCGUGUUACAUGACAGCGGGUUGGUUGAACGAAUCGGGCAUUUGACAUUGCAGCUGGAGCUUAAGCUGCUUGCUGUCUUGAUGGGCAGAAAACGACUUCCUGACACAGCGCAGGGGGAUGCACAUUUUCAUAGUAAGGAGAUCUAGGGCACAUGCAGUGCCGUACUUUUUGUGGGUCUGCAUAGAAGGUAUGUUAGGAACGACAGCAGGGCUUUGGUCGGUUUUUGAAGUCGGGGUCUUUGCUGGGGUCAGCAAGGUUGCUCCAUUGCUUAUGGUUGUGGUGAUGGCGAUGUUGAUGCUGUUGUUGUUUGCGGCACCCGGCGGGAUGCAACCUACUUUGAAGAGAUCAUACAGGGGACAUUUGCUUGCUUGGCGUGGAUAAAUGAGGUUUUUUUCAUGCGUGGCGGCUCUGGUUGGGUGUUUCUCUCUUCCAUGUUGUUGGUUGUUUCCAUCUCCGCAUGCGUGCGUAAGAUACACACCAUGCAUGCAUCAAGACAACACGAUUGACAGCAACGACUGACCAAGCAACGAGAACGUGGAUUCUCACGCUCUCUUCCUCCCCGUGCUUUUGACCGACCUAGCGAGACCCCCCCCAGCGGCUGAUACAUGCCGCUGUCUAGCUGAUGUCUGCGUGCCGUGUCCUAGAACGCGCUUUUCUAUUUGUUGAGGGGUUCCGAGAGGCGUGCGGAGCUCCGCGUUAAGUUCUGAGACAAUAUCUUUGUGACGGGGUUGCACGGACGGGGUUGGUUGCCUGGCUAGGGUACCGGCAAUGGUUUCCUGCCGACGGCCCGAAAUGGCCGACCAAGGGGUUUGCAUGCAUUUGUAUGAGACUUCUUUGGUGCUGUGUGGAUGGAGGUUAUCGGCCGCGGCUGGUAGGUCGCAUGGUAGGACGAGGUUUGAAGGAGGGGUUGACGAGCGCCUUGCAAUAUGUCCAGUUCCGCAGGGCAAGCCGGGCGGGGCGGGUGAUGACGUGCGUCUUCAGGAUGUGGAAUCGAAUGCUGAUGAUGAGAGACUCGCUUAUGGGACGUUGCGGCUGGCUUGUUGGGACGAUGAGAGGCCGCGUGUCCUUGCAAUCCGUGAUGGCUAUGUGUGAGGUUCACACCUGUCGUAUUUAUGUGUGACGGUUUAGCUUCGACUUUGGGGUGACCCGCGGGUCGGGAUUCUCAGUGCGCUUGAACCUGAGCUAGUCCCUCCGCGGGGUGUGUGCUGUGUGAAGCGAAAACGAUUGUUGUCGUGCUGCCAGGCUCUUGCGCCGUUGCCAGCGCGCUUUGCUUGCGCUGAGGUGCCACGAGCUCAAUGUGCGGAUGCUACUUUCGUUCCGUGUACUCGGAGUAAGCGCUUGGUGAUUGGCGACGGAGUAUUCAACACAUGCGUGCUUUUUGAAGCCAUGUGUCGGACUUAUUGACCGUUUUGACGUUUCAUUCGCAUUCUGCGGUAUUGUGUAGCCGGCAUGGCUCUGUUUUGAGCUGCGGUGCAAGUUGUUUUGGAUUGGAGUAGUUGGACCGGAUUGGAGUUGGAUAAUUGUUGGAUAAUUGUUGCCCUCUGUCAUCAGUCGUCCAUCCUAGCUAGCACCCUUCAUGAUGACUAACUGCUAUAGCGGCAUUUAGUGUGUUGCUGCGUCCUGUAGCUGACAUGUGUUACGUUGUAUAGCCUGCACCGUCACGUCUGUGACACAUAAGUGCCAAGGCAGCUCCCGGUAACUAAUUGCGUACGUUGCACAGUUAGAAAUACGGUAACAGCGAUGUACGUACAUGGGGUGCAGUACUGCAGUACUGCAGUGUCAAGCGCUGAAAGAUUCGACAUACAUUGUGUGAGAGCGGCUGGGCGACUGGUAUGUCUUACAAGCCCAAAGGUAAUGCACGUUUACGUAUUUCAAGGCGGGUAAAGAGGAUAAUGACGAGCUGU
This is a messenger RNA of Astrephomene gubernaculifera, 7882 nucleotides long. NCBI's taxonomy places the organism in Eukaryota, Viridiplantae, Chlorophyta, Chlorophyceae, Chlamydomonadales, Astrephomenaceae. The record is from the annotation of a GenBank genome assembly.